Messenger RNA from Platichthys flesus (European flounder), 1876 nucleotides. It is a transcript of the gene ada, whose product is annotated as adenosine deaminase. Gene Ontology annotation, cellular component: external side of plasma membrane; cytosol. The record is from RefSeq and is a predicted model, not a curated record. NCBI's taxonomy places the organism in Eukaryota, Metazoa, Chordata, Actinopteri, Pleuronectiformes, Pleuronectidae. Gene Ontology annotation, biological process: hypoxanthine salvage; inosine biosynthetic process; adenosine catabolic process. Gene Ontology annotation, molecular function: adenosine deaminase activity. The transcript has 11 exons. Bases 3 to 1184 code for a protein of 393 amino acids.
UCAUGCAUAUAACCAGAGGAGCCUCGAUAAGCACCGUCCCUCCAGUCCUCAGCGCACAGUGCACCGGCUCUCUCACCGGCAGCAGCCUCUCCGCGAUGGCCGAGCACGCUCCUGAACAAGUGGUAUUCAACAAGCCCAAGGUGGAGCUGCACGUGCACCUGGACGGAGCCAUCAGGGUCCAGACUCUUCUCGAUGUCGGCAAGAGACGCGGCAUCAGUCUGCCUGCCACUGUCGAGGAGAUGAGGUCCAGGAUCAUUCUGCAGGAACCCGCCACCCUCACCCAGUUCCUGGGCAAGUUUGCAGAGUACAUGCACGUGGUUGCUGGGGACAGAGACGCCAUAAAGAGGAUCGCCUACGAGUUCGUUGAGGACAAAGCGAACGAGGGAGUGAUCUACGUGGAGGUCAGAUACAGCCCACACUUCCUGGCCAACACCAAAGUGGAACCUUUGCCGUGGAACCAGACAGAAGGCGACCUGAGUCCGGACGAGGUGGUGCGGCUGGUGAACGAGGGGCUGAGCGAGGGGGAGAGGGCGUUCCACAUCAAGGCCAGGUCCAUCCUGUGCUGCAUGCGCCACAUGCCAAGCUGGUCCAUGGACGUGGUCGAGCUGUGUAAGAAGUAUCGCCACGAGGGCGUGGUGGCCAUCGACCUGGCCGGGGAUGAGUCCCUGAACUGUGAAGCCAACCCCGACCACAGGAAGGCCUAUGAGGAAGCCGAGCGGUGUGGGAUCCACAGGACGGUGCAUGCAGGAGAGGUGGGCCCGGCCUCGGUGGUGAAGGAGGCGGUGGAGGUGCUGAAAGCCGAGCGCGUGGGGCACGGCUACAGAACCCUGGAGGAUCCGGUCCUGUAUAAACAGCUACUCGCUCAGGACAUGCACUUCGAGGUGUGUCCUGUUUCCAGUAAACUGACCGGUGCCUGCGACCCGGACUUCAGCAAACAUCCUGUGGUCACGUUCAGGAAGGACAAGGCCAACUACUCCCUGAACACAGACGACCCCCUGAUCUUCAACUCCACCCUGCACCUCGACUACAGCACCGCGCUCCACCACAUGGGAUUCACCGAGGAGGAGUUCAAACGGCUGAACCUCAAGUCUGCAGAGUCGUCCUUCCUGCCUGAGGAGGAGAAGAAAGAGCUCCUCCUCAAACUUUACGAGGCCUAUGGGAUGAUACAGACAACCGCCUUCUAAACCUCCCAGGAACUCUGAGGAGGGGAACGCGACCUCACCCGGGGAGGAACGGCUCCAAACCCGUAAAUCUCCUCCACUCGACAUGGGAGAACGUGUCUUUACAGAUCCAUAACCAGAUAUAUCGCCUAUAGAAUAAUAAAUCAAACGUGCAUCCUUUUAACCACACACACACGUAUCUGUAUAUCAUCAGCAUGAGGGCAUGUUUCUGUGUGUGUUCCAUCCAAACACGUAUUAUAUGACAGGACAGUUAACUGGAGGAUGUCAUGGUCCUGGACAUGUUGUUCCAUCUUGUGUUUACAUCCUGUCGUCUUACAGAGAAUCAGGGAACCUUCAGGAAUUAUUCACAAAUAUCAUCAUAGUAGGUUAAACAUUUGCAGUUCAGGUUUCAGACCUAUGAGAAAUCUAUGUCUUACAGUGAAUAUCCACCGAAGGGUCCAGUGCUUUGUUCCCGACUAUAUAUGCAAAACUGGUUAAACAUCAGGUUAAUACAGCUUAAUGCCAAAGUUCCAGGCGGACACUAGGGGGCACCCUUCUGUCACUUAUAUGCACGGACAACUUACUGUGGUUAUGCAUUUAUAUAAUUACUCUCAGUUCGAUCGUAUAUUUAUUUAAAUAAAACAAAUUCCAUUGGUAACUGCCACAUUUCAAACUUAGGAAAAAAACACCUUAAUAAAAUAUAUUAUGAAACGUUA